Larimichthys crocea (large yellow croaker) is the source of this 1028-nucleotide messenger RNA. RefSeq names its product low choriolytic enzyme. Lineage: Eukaryota; Metazoa; Chordata; Actinopteri; Sciaenidae. The coding region runs from base 74 to 853 and encodes 259 amino acids. The transcript has 9 exons. The record is from RefSeq and is a predicted model, not a curated record. Gene Ontology annotation, biological process: proteolysis. Gene Ontology annotation, molecular function: zinc ion binding; metalloendopeptidase activity.
GAUGCUUUAUAGUGUGAUGUUGCACUGCUCACUUACCUUUCCCUCACCUCAGGAGUAGCAGUUAUUUGUUGACAUGAAAAUGAAGUGCAUUCUGGGUCUCGUGGUCCUGGUGGCUGUCUCAGCCUGGGCUGAGCAGGAGGUCACUGAGGCUUUGAGUGCUUCAGAGCAGAUCGAAAGUGUCAACAGGGGCAUUGUCCAUUCUCCUGAUGAACCGUACAUAGAGGACGAUGUUGCUUAUGAAUCUGAGGCUCAGAGAAAUGCUGACCCCUGCACGUCUCGUGGCUGCAAGUGGCCCAAGUCCGCUGAUGGGAAGGUCUACGUACAUUACGUCAUUUCCAGAGUGUUCUCCCCUCGUGAGGUGUCCAUCAUCGAGCAUGGUCUGAAGUCCUUCCACCAGGUCUCUUGUAUCCGCUUUGUUAAGAGCGCCAGCCAGAAAGACUACCUGAACAUCAAGCCCUUAAAUGGGUGCUGGUCUUAUCUUGGCCGUCUUGGCAAUGCACAGGAUCUGUCCCUUGACCGCUCAGGCUGUGUUUACCACCACACUGUCCAGCAUGAGGUGCUCCACGCACUGGGCUUCCACCAUGAGCAGAAACGCUCCGACCGCGACCAGUACAUCCGCGUCGUGCUGGAGAAUGUCACCCCUGGAUUGGAGCACAACUUUGACAAAAUCCAUACUCUGAACCAGGAAACCACCUACGACUACGGCUCUGUCAUGCAUUACCACCAGUACGCUUUCUCUAAAAACAACCAGCCCACCUUAGUGGCUAUUCCUGACUCCAGUGUUAGGUUUGGUUUGGCCUCAGAGAUGAGCCAGAAGGACAUCAUCAGGCUCAACAGGCUGUACCAGUGCUGAACAGAGAAACGACUAUCAGCAGGUGAAUGAGACGAUGUAUACUUUAGCAAGAGAAUCAUCAUCAUCAUCAUCAUCAUCAUCAUCAUCAUCAUCAUCACUGUCUCCAAACACUGGCCCCACAAUAAAAUCUAUACGAUUUAAUCAACAAAAAUAAAUUUAAACAUACAGUUCCUGA